Messenger RNA from Rhopalosiphum padi (bird cherry-oat aphid), 1085 nucleotides. RefSeq lists its product as uncharacterized. The transcript has 6 exons. The record is from RefSeq and is a predicted model, not a curated record. NCBI's taxonomy places the organism in Eukaryota, Metazoa, Arthropoda, Insecta, Hemiptera, Aphididae. Bases 60 to 1085 code for a protein of 341 amino acids.
GAACAUUUUAAUAUUAAUGUAACUUUUACGAUUUUUAGUCCUACCAAAAAUCUUUAACUAUGCAAUUGGAAUUUAAAGAUAAAAUAAUAGAGAAAUUACAAAACGAGAUGGAUGAAUGCAUAGAAUAUCGUUGUAGAACUGGUCAAAGAAAUUUGGAAUUAGUUAAUACUACAUUAAGUGCAUUUAAAAACGAAAUUGAAAAUAUACAUCGCCAGUAUCAGGCUGAAUUAGAAUUAGCACUACCUAUAGAUUUGGCAGAAUUAGAAGUCAGAACAAAUGAAAAUGAUACUUAUUGGAAGAUGUUAAAAUAUGAUAAAAAAGUGGUACAACUUGAAAUAGAAAGAUGGAAAUCUAACAUUGAAAACAAGCACAUUGAAAAUAUGGAUAUCGAACGUGGAAGGUUUGAAUCGAUUAUGAAUAAAUUUUGUUGGAAAGACUACAUAAUGCAUUACAAGAAUAUGAAAGAUGUAUAUUCUUUUACUUUGGAUGAUUAUUCGGAAAAAACUAAAAAUACAGUAAAAGAAUACCUGAAGUUCAAAACAGUGAACGAACAAUUAUUAGUUACAACAAAAAAAUUAAAAAUUCGAAUCAAAGAUUUAUUAAAUAAAAUAAGUUUUUUGGAAAAAGAUUUAAGCAACCCUAAAAUACUGAAGGAAUUAAAUAUAUUAACACAAAAAAGAGAUGAACUUCAAGAGGGCUUGAAACAAUUCAGAAAUAAGGUUGCAAUUAAUUCAAAGCUCGGUCUUCAACAAAAGUUACUUCUUUGCCAAUCUACCAAACAAAUAAAUAACAAUGUAAACAUUAUAUUGAAGAGGGGCAAAGAUACAAUGAAAUGCAUCAAACUAUGUCAAGAAUUGGAAACAUCUGAAGACAAAGCUAAUAAAAUACCAAAAUUAAAUGAACCUGGAAAUAACGAUGCGAUUGAUCAAUCAAUAAUACUUCAAGAAAUGUUAUCAAAUAUACAGCAUCGUGUAUCCUCUGUAAAGAUUGAGUGUAAAAUGAUUGACGAGAAUAACAAUAAAUUAAAACGUGAAAAUCAAGAAUUACAAAACAAAAUUAGUUGCUUUCUUAUCAAUCAAUGCUAA